Chrysochloris asiatica (Cape golden mole) is the source of this 1147-nucleotide messenger RNA. It is a transcript of the gene SLC25A1, whose product is annotated as solute carrier family 25 (mitochondrial carrier; citrate transporter), member 1. The transcript is spliced from 9 exons. The record is from RefSeq and is a predicted model, not a curated record. Lineage: Eukaryota; Metazoa; Chordata; Mammalia; Afrosoricida; Chrysochloridae. Gene Ontology annotation, biological process: mitochondrial citrate transmembrane transport. The coding region runs from base 203 to 1147 and encodes 314 amino acids.
AGUUUCCCGGCUGGCUAGGGGCGGGACAGGGGCGGGGCCAGGCUCGGACCACGCAGGGCGGAGUCCCCGGAGCUGACGCAGCCGCCCCGCCCCCUGGACCAUAACCCGCUGCAUCAGCCGCUGCUACCAACGCCGCGGACCGAACACCGAACGCAGGAGGCUCGGACCCGAGGCCGCCGGGCGCCCCGCCUCCCCGCCAGCCAUGGCCGCGCCCCGCAGCCCGCGGUCCCCCCAUGCCCUGGCGGCUGCCGCACCCGCGUCAGGGAAAGCCAAGCUAACGCACCCGGGAAAGGCGAUCCUAGCAGGCGGUCUGGCGGGCGGCAUCGAGAUCUGCAUCACCUUCCCCACCGAGUACGUGAAGACGCAACUGCAGCUGGAUGAGCGUGCACACCCGCCACGCUACCGGGGCAUCGGGGACUGCGUGAGUCAGACAGUCCGCAGUCAUGGCGUCCUGGGUCUGUACCGCGGCCUCAGCUCCCUGCUCUACGGCUCCAUCCCCAAAGCGGCCGUCAGGUUCGGCAUGUUUGAGUUCCUCAGCAACCACAUGCGCGACCCCCAGGGACGACUGGACAGCACUCGUGGGCUGCUGUGCGGCCUGGGCGCUGGGGUUGCAGAGGCUGUGGUGGUCGUGUGUCCCAUGGAGACUGUAAAGGUGAAAUUCAUCCACGACCAGACCUCCCCCAACCCCAAGUACAAAGGAUUUUUCCACGGGGUCCGGGAGAUCGUUCGGGAACAAGGGCUAAAGGGCACAUACCAGGGCCUUACAGCCACCAUACUGAAGCAGGGCUCCAACCAGGCCAUCCGCUUCUUUGUCAUGACCUCCUUGCGCAAUUGGUACCGAGGGGACAACCCCAACAAGCCCAUGAACCCACUGGUCACUGGGGUCUUCGGAGCCAUCGCAGGUGCUGCCAGUGUCUUUGGGAACACUCCGCUGGAUGUGAUCAAGACCCGGAUGCAGGGCCUGGAGGCACACAAGUACCGGAACACUUGGGACUGUGGUCUACAGAUCCUGAGGAAUGAGGGGCUCAAGGCGUUCUACAAGGGCACCAUCCCCCGGCUGGGCCGGGUCUGCCUAGAUGUGGCCAUUGUGUUUGUCAUCUAUGAUGAGGUGGUGAAAAUGCUCAACAAAGUGUGGAAGACAGACUGA